ACUCUCAUCAUAACAACACGUCUCGUCUCAUACUUCAUACAAAGUCUGAAAAACUUUCACAAGAACAAAGAUCACGCCCCAACUUCCGGACACAGUUUGAGGCUUGAUCACUUCCCUCGUUUUGGGUGCACCAACUUCCGUGAGUUGAUUUCGUUCCCGCCAAAAAAUGGCGGCGGCGGCGUUGGCGGGAGAUGACCUGUCGAGGCAGUCGAGUAGCCGGAGGAGCUGGCGGUCGACGAGUGUCCGGGAAUUAUGGAACGCGCCGGACGUGUUCCAGCGGAGCGUCCGGCAGAUGGACGAGGAGGAGGAGCUCAAGUGGGCAGCCAUAGAGAGGUUGCCGACUUACGAUAGGAUGAGGAAAGGGAUGUUGAGGAAUGUUAUGAGCAAUGGAAGGGUUGUGGCUGAAGAAGUCGACGUUGUGAAUCUUGGGGAUUCAGAGAAGAAGCGGUUGAUGGAGAGCAUACUUAAGGUUAUUGAGGAGGACAAUGAGAAGUUCUUGAAGAAGCUCAGAGCUAGAAAUGACAGGGUUGGUAUCGAUAUUCCUAGAGUUGAGGUUCGAUUCCAAAAUCUAAAAAUAGAGGGAGAUGCAUUUGUUGGCACCAGAGCACUUCCGACUCUAUGGAAUUCCACCUUGAACGCAAUAGAGGGAAUACUGGGACUUGUUGGACUUUCACCAUCAAAGAAAAGAAUUGUGAAGAUACUAGAAGAUGUUAGUGGUAUUGUCAAACCAGCAAGGUUGACACUUCUUCUUGGACCUCCGGGAUCAGGAAAAACAACAUUGCUAAAAGCACUUUCUGGCAAACUAGAUAGGGAUCUUAAGGUUGAUGGGAAAGUGACUUACUGCGGCCAUGAAUUUAAUGAAUUUAUACCUCAGAAAACCUCUGCUUAUAUUAGCCAGCAUGAUCUUCAUUAUGGUGAGAUGACAGUUCGUGAAACACUUGAUUUCUCUGGACGUUGCCUAGGAGUUGGAACAAGGUAUGAUAAACUAGCAGAGUUGUCUAGACGGGAGAAAGAUGCAGGUAUUAAACCAGAUCCUGGGAUUGAUGCAUACAUGAAAGCCACAUCUCUGGCAGGACAGGAAACAAGUUUGGUCACAGAUUAUGUUCUCAAGAUUCUUGGAUUGGAUAUCUGUGCUGAUAUUCUGGUGGGUGAUGAAAUGAGAAGGGGAAUAUCUGGUGGACAAAAGAAGCGUGUCACGACUGGAGAGAUGUUAGUUGGACCAGCAAAAGCAUAUUUCAUGGAUGAAAUAUCAACAGGGUUGGAUAGUUCCACAACCUUUCAGAUUGUCAGAUACAUGAGACAGAUGGUUCACAUUAUGGAUGUGUCAAUGGUCAUCUCUCUAUUGCAGCCUGCACCCGAGACAUACGAUCUUUUUGAUGAUGUUAUCCUUCUCUCGGACGGUCAGAUUGUUUAUCAAGGCCCACGUGAGAAUGUCCUCGAGUUCUUUGAAUAUAUGGGAUUCAAAUGCCCUGACAGAAAAGGUGUUGCAGACUUCUUGCAAGAAGUUACCUCAAAGAAGGACCAAGAACAAUACUGGUUCAAGAACCAACCUUACAGAUCAGUCACAGUCUCUGAUUUUGUUCGUGCAUUCAGCUCCUUUCAUGUUGGCCAACGGCUUGGGGAAGAACUAAGAGUCUCUUAUGAUAAAAGACAAGCCCAUCCUGCUGCUUUGGUUAAGGAAAAGUAUGGAAUAUCUAGUAUGGAGCUCUUCAAGGCAUGCUUUGCAAGGGAAUUGCUCCUAAUGAAGCGGAACUCUUUUGUUUACAUAUUCAAAACUGCACAGAUUGCCAUCAUGGCUACAAUUACUUUGACUGUAUUCCUUAGAACAGAAAUGAAAUCAGGGACACAAGCUGAUUCAUCAAAGUAUUGGGGGGCACUAUUUUUCAGUCUCAUUAACAUCAUGUUUAAUGGAAUGACAGAGCUUGCAAUGACAGUUUUCCGGCUUCCAGUGUUCUUUAAACAGAGGGAUGCCUUGUUCUAUCCAGCGUGGGCUUUUGCGUUGCCCAUUUGGGUGACCAGAAUUCCUAUUUCAGUUGUGGAAUCUGCAAUAUGGAUCGGCUUUACCUAUUAUUCCAUAGGAUUUGCACCUGAUGCCAGUAGGUUCUUCAAACAGUUAUUGGCUUAUAUUUGGAUAAGUCAGAUGGCACUCUCCCUCUUCCGUUUUAUUGCAGCUCUUGGAAGAACACCUGUGGUUGCUAACACAAUAGGUUCAUUUGUCCUGCUACUUGUAUUUGUGCUUGGAGGUUAUAUUGUUGCUAAAGAUGACAUCCAGUCAUGGAUGAUAUGGGGCUACUAUAUCUCACCUAUGAUGUAUGGACAGAAUGCAAUUGCUAUUAAUGAAUUUCUUGAUGAUAGAUGGGGCGGCCCACCAAUCAACUCCACUCAGCCCACUGUGGGGAAAGCCCUUCUCAGGCAAAGAGGCCUGUACACUACAGAAUCUUGGUAUUGGAUUUGUAUUGGAGCGCUCGUCGGGUUUUCUCUUCUCUUCAAUCUGAUGUUCAUUGCAGCAUUGACCUACUUGAACCCUCUUGGCGACAACAAAACUCUACUUGGGGAGGAUGACUCUGAAAACAAGAGGAGGCCACGAUUGACAGAAGGAAUUGAUAUGCAAGUGAGAAAUGCUGAAGGAAGUUCAAACGUACAAGCCAAGAGAGGAAUGGUGUUACCCUUCCAGCCACUUUCUCUCGCUUUCAGCCAUGUUAACUACUAUGUGGAUAUGCCUGCGGAGAUGAAGACCCAAGGUGUUGAAGAGGACCGACUGCAACUACUAAGAGAUGUCAAUGGGGCAUUCAGGCCAGGGGUUCUCACUGCUUUAGUCGGUGUUAGUGGUGCUGGAAAAACUACUUUGAUGGAUGUCUUAGCUGGAAGAAAAACUGGUGGUUAUAUCGAAGGAAAUAUUAGCAUCUCUGGAUACCCAAAAAACCAAACUACAUUUGCUCGGGUUAGCGGUUAUUGUGAACAGAACGACAUUCAUUCUCCAUAUGUUACUGUUUAUGAAUCUCUGCUAUACUCUGCCUGGCUACGUCUUACUAAGGAUGUCGACAAAACCAAAAGAAAGAUGUUUGUUGAUGAAGUUAUGGACUUGGUGGAGCUUAACCCCUUGAGGAAUGCUUUAGUUGGACUACCAGGAGUGGACGGACUUUCAACUGAACAAAGAAAGAGGCUAACCAUUGCUGUAGAAUUGGUUGCUAAUCCUUCCAUUAUCUUUAUGGAUGAGCCAACAUCAGGGCUUGAUGCCAGAGCAGCUGCAAUUGUUAUGCGUACUGUAAGAAACACAGUCGAUACAGGACGUACCGUAGUCUGCACUAUUCACCAACCUAGCAUUGACAUUUUUGAAGCUUUUGAUGAGCUUUUCUUAAUGAAAAGAGGAGGACAAGUGAUUUAUGCUGGACCUCUUGGUGACCGGUCUCACAAGCUUGUUGAAUAUUUUGAGGCCAUUCCAGGAGUUCCAAAGAUCAAAGACGGCUUCAACCCUGCUACAUGGAUGUUAGACGUCAGUUCUGCUGCAGUUGAGGCUCAUAAUAACAUUGAUUUUGCCGAAGUAUAUGCGAACUCUGAGCUGUAUAGGAGCGUUCAAGAACUUAUUAAGGAAUUGAGCACUCCACUCCCUGGCUCCAAGGACCUUUACUUCCCCACCAAAUAUUCACAAAGCUUCCCAACUCAAUGCAAGGCUUGCUUUUGGAAACAACACUGGUCAUACUGGAGGAACUCGCAAUACAAUGCCAUCAGGUUUUUCACCACAAUAGUCAUCGGCGCACUUUUUGGUAUCAUCUUCUGGAACAAAGGAGACGUGCUAGAAAAAGAACAAGAUAUUAUUAACCUUAUGGGAGCAACCUAUGCUGCUGUUCUUUUCCUUGGAGCGGGCAAUGGUCAUUCUGUGCAAUCUGUGGUUUCGAUUGAGAGAACAGUUUUCUACCGAGAAAGAGCAGCAGGAAUGUAUUCAGAGUUGCCUUAUGCAUUUGCUCAGGUGGCCAUUGAGACAAUUUAUGUUGCUAUACAAUCCUUCAUAUAUUGCCUUCUGCUAUUUUUUAUGAUCGGCUACAAAUUCAAAAUUGAGAAGUUCUUGUACUUCUACUACUUCACAUGCAUGUGUUUUACAUACUUCUCAAUGUAUGGCAUGAUGGUGGUUGCCCUAACUCCUGGCCAUCAAAUCGCGUCAAUUGUAAUGUCCUUCUUCAUGAGUUUCUGGAAUUUGUUCUCUGGUUUCCUCAUCCCUAGACCGUUAAUCCCGAUAUGGUGGAGGUGGUACUACUGGGGUUCUCCAGUUGCUUGGACAAUCUACGGUAUCAUUGGAUCUCAAUUCGGUGAUCGGAGCGAUAGGAGUAUCACAACUGCUGAAGGAUCUGUUACAGUUGAUGAAUACCUUAAGGAGGCUUAUGGCUAUGACCACGACUUCCUCAUACCAGUUGUUGCUGCUCAUGUUGGUUGGGUCCUCCUCUUCUUCUUUGUCUUUGCUUAUGGUAUCAAGUACCUUAACUUCCAGAGGAGAUGAUCAAGCACCCUCAUUGUGCUUCGAUUCAGCCUUUUCAGGGAUGUUAUAGCAGCAAGUCAGACUGAAAACAACUGCCGGUUAACUUUUUGUUCCUAUUUAUUUGACAAUAUUCAAUAAAAGAAGCCUCGGCAAUGACCGACUUUGAUCUGUAAACAAUGGCAUUCAUAACUGAACCAAGAACCUGAUUGUACCCACAUUUGUGAUUCCCACUACUAGUGGAUGUUUAUAUUGAGGAUUUCAAUUUAAAUCCU
This is a messenger RNA of Fragaria vesca subsp. vesca, 4743 nucleotides long. Its product is annotated as pleiotropic drug resistance protein 2-like. Bases 167 to 4492 code for a protein of 1441 amino acids. The transcript has 20 exons. The record is from RefSeq and is a predicted model, not a curated record. NCBI's taxonomy places the organism in Eukaryota, Viridiplantae, Streptophyta, Magnoliopsida, Rosales, Rosaceae. Gene Ontology annotation, cellular component: membrane. Gene Ontology annotation, molecular function: ATP binding; ABC-type transporter activity; ATP hydrolysis activity.